UCAGCGAAAGCAUUUAAAAAAAGCCCGUAGUGCUAAUAAAAAAUUCAACAAUGAAGAUUCUAAUAUACCUUCUUUAUCUAUUAUUGAUACAAACACUAUAGAUUCUGCAACUAUUAACACAACAAUUGCUACUCAAACUGAAAAUAUUGUUAAUACAAUUGCCACACAAACUGAAUCUACUAUUAAUACUGUUGCUACCCAAACUGAAAAUAUUGUUAAUACAGUUGCUACACAAACUGAAUUUUUUGUUAAUACAGUUGCUACUCAAACUGAAGUUAUUACUAUACAAUCUAAUGAAAUUCAA
Cetraspora pellucida is the source of this 304-nucleotide messenger RNA. Lineage: Eukaryota; Fungi; Glomeromycota; Glomeromycetes; Diversisporales; Gigasporaceae. The record is from the annotation of a GenBank genome assembly.